Drosophila hydei is the source of this 1391-nucleotide messenger RNA. RefSeq names its product S-methyl-5'-thioadenosine phosphorylase. The record is from RefSeq and is a predicted model, not a curated record. Gene Ontology annotation, cellular component: cytosol. Lineage: Eukaryota; Metazoa; Arthropoda; Insecta; Diptera; Drosophilidae. Gene Ontology annotation, biological process: nucleoside metabolic process. The transcript is spliced from 4 exons. Gene Ontology annotation, molecular function: S-methyl-5-thioadenosine phosphorylase activity. The coding region runs from base 191 to 1060 and encodes 289 amino acids.
GUGUAAGCUGUCAGACAAAGCUAAAGCUAUUAAGCUGCUACAAGUUCAAAAACACCCUACAUUUACAAAAAUUUGCAUUCUGCGCUACACUUGACAUCUUAUCAACAACAACGCUAUCAGCGCGGAGACAGCGACCAGUUCUUCAUCACAUUUUAAAUCCGGUAUACAGCAUUUUAAUCCGUCUAUUACAAUGAUACACAUUAAAUGUAAAGACACCAAUCUAGAUCCGAUUCCAGUUAAGAUUGGUAUCAUUGGUGGCUCGGGUCUGGAUGAUCCGGACAUUUUGGAGCAGCGUAAGGAAAAGAUAGUGGAAACUCCAUACGGUGCUCCGUCUGAUUCCCUCAUUGAAGGUGAAAUCGGAGGGGUACAGUGUGUCCUUUUGGCUCGACAUGGUCGCAAGCAUGAUAUAAUGCCAUCCAAUGUAAAUUAUCGUGCCAACAUUUGGGCCCUGCGUCAGGUGGGCUGCACACAUCUGAUUGUGUCGACUGCUUGUGGCUCUCUCAGAGAGUCCAUUAAGCCAGGUAAUUUGGUGGUGCCGCAUGACUUUAUUGAUCGCACCACCAAGCGCAUGCAGACCUUCUAUGAUGGCCAGCACGCGGGCAUGACUGGCGUUUGUCAUUUGCCCAUGUAUCCAGCCUUCUCUGAGCGCACGCGGAAGGUUCUGCUAGAUGCGGCUAAGGAACUGGAGUACGAUGCACAUGAUAAGGCUACUAUUGUUACCAUAGAGGGGCCGCGUUUCUCCUCCCGGUCGGAGAGUAACAUGUUCCGACAGUGGGGCGGAGAUCUGAUCAAUAUGACAACUUGCCCAGAAGUUGUUCUGGCUAAGGAGGCGGGCUUGUUAUAUGGCUCCGUAGCUAUUGCUACUGACUAUGAUUGCUGGCGUAUGGGUUGCGAAGGUGUCAACGUGCAGGAUGUGCUCAAGACUUUUGCUGAGAACGUGACUAAGGUGAAGAAGAUUCUAGUGAAUGCUGUUGGCCGCAUUGCCAAGGAAGACUGGUCUGAAGACAUUUUAAAUGCCAAGCAAUGCGUCUGCAACAACACUAUGUCCGGUGCCAUGUGACGAUUUUUAAUACUAUGCACCCAAAUAACCAAAGAUACCAUUCGACGCCGAAAGCCGCUUGGCAAGCCGGCCUACUCAAAGAACUCUAAGAUACAUGAGCCAAAACUUCACUCUAUAAAGAUUGCUUAUGAAGUGGAACCGGGCAAGCGGCAUAGAGAAUUUAUCCUAAAACCAGAGAGCCAUUACAAACCUCCAUCAGCGAACGAUCAAUCCUAAAAUUACAUUUCCGCACAACGAAUGCACUAAACAAAUAAUAUAAAUCUUUAACAAGUGAUGAUUUUUAGUAUAUAUCCUGAUAAAGUUCUCUAAUAAACGAACCGUAUCUUACUGA